CACUUCGGAAGUUUAUUUCAUAUUUAAUAUACUCAUAGUUUACUCGAAAAAAUUAUUAAAGAUAUCUGAAUUUCACUAUCGUUUAAAAUAUGUGGAAAUUCUCGUGGGUUUUACUUAUACUUACGACACUUUUGCCUCGCUCUAACGCGAGCCUACGGGAUAAUGUUCAGAAAGUUAACGAAAACCACUUGAGUUUGGAUACUAUUUUGGAUUACAGCACUAUACUUUUCCCAUUGACUACUGUGAGUAGCACAAAUCUGGUGAGCAAACAAUGUGACCUGAACAUGCAAAAGCUGCGACGCGGCAUACUAGCGCGCGAAGCUUGGGCGCUUAAAGCGCUUGACGCCUCCGGCUCCAAACCGCCCGCUUUCAUAUUUGGUGACAAUUUUUGGCUGGGCAAUCAGGAGCUCUGUGAGGCGGCGCGUAACGGCCUAAACUUGGACAUUUCACGCUAUAUCAAGCACAAAAUGAAUGUGUCAUUAUUAGCAGCCAGAUCGCCAUUGGAUGUGGAUUAUCGUGUGGUUUUUCUGGAUCAUGAUUCACCUUAUCAAGUGGACGCAGUAUUUGGACAAUAUCAACCUGUCCUGCAUAUCGGUUUGUGUGUGCCUCAGGUGUGUAGCACUCAGGAAGUGAUGCAGCUGUUCAAUGCCUAUUUGGAAAGCGAUUUAUUCGUAGAUAAUGACCUCUAUGAACUCAAGCCGCGUGUUUUGCAUGCAAAGGCAAUUAAAUUGGAGGGCGCGCGCUACUACAAACUAAUACCCUUUCAACUGCUCGCCGGUUUCGUCAUCUGUACGCUGCUACUGACUUUUUGCGCUUUUCGUUUGCGUAGUCGGCAAACUAAAAUGAAAAAUAUGAUACAGAAAGGUGAAAAUUUGCAAAAUUCAAAUGAGAAUGCAACAGCAUCACAAACCUCACUGGAGGCUUUUAUUCAAUGCUAUGAUUUGCAGCUGAAUUGGUCGAAGAUCGCAACUGUGCCCGAUUCCUCAGCGAACCAGCUUAGUUUCCUGAAUGGCGCACGCAUAGUAAGCGUUCUAGUUUCAAUUUAUUUUCAUGCUUUCGUACUAAUGCAUGACUUGGCCAGUAAUGCAGCACCACUUUUUGCGUAUACGAAUAACAUUGGCAAUGUGGAUGUGGCCAUGGAUGUGUUUUUGUUUCUUAGCGGAUUCCUACAGGCCUACAGUGUUUUACAUAAGAAGAAACAAAUUGAACGUAUCCGGCAGUCCAGUUUCAUCCAAAACAUUAAGGAAAUCGUGAAGAUUGUAUCUCGUCGCUAUCUCAGAUUGGCUCCUCUCUACUACGUCAUGAUCUGUGCCUCAUAUUUAACACUUCAGUACUUGGACAAUACACGGGGCUUCUACCUAACCGGUGUUAUGGCGGAAAAAUGUGAGCACUACUGGUGGCGCAACGUGCUGUUCAUACACAAUUUGUUCGAACACAGAGAGAUGUGCCUGGUAUGGACUUGGUAUUUGUCAUGCGAAAUGCAGUACUCAAUUGUUCUCACAAUACUUUUGACUAUUCAUGCUAAAAAACCAAGAUUCACUAAAAUGUCGGUUUUGAUGAUCAUAAUUGGAUCUUUGAUAUACCAAACUAUUAUGAGCAUCCACCUGAAUUACCAGAUUUCCUUAGAGACAACAUUCACUCACUUUAAAACGGUUUAUAUGCAUCCACUUUCUCGCAUCUUCCCAUAUCUCACCGGCGCAACUGCCAGUUGGCUCCUUCUAGAAUACAACUCACAGCUGCGCUCAACUAAGUUAUUGAAUAACUUUUCCAGCCAUUUGAUCUCCUUAGUAUUCUCGAUUUGUGCGCGACCGGCUCCAUUUGGACGUGUCCAUACUGUGCGCAUGGCAACAUUCAUCUUAAUACUGCAACGCUGUGGCUAUUCAUUGGGUUUUUGUGGGAUGCUACUUGCCAUGGCGAAUAAACGUCUCAGUUGGUAUUGCCGCAUAUUGAACGCCAAUAUUUUUCAGAAAGCUACUCACUUUGCCUACGCUUUGUCGAUGUUGAACUCGUUACUCCUAAUUUUCGUUUACAUUUAUGGUGGAAAGCUGGCGUAUCAGGGAGCACUUGGAGUGAAUGUACUGUACAUCGGACUGGUGGUUGUUGUAUAUGUUUUAUCUGUUCCAGUGACGCUGUUCUUCGAAAUACCCUAUCGUAACAUUUCCAGUUUGUUGACCAAGCGAGGGCUAGAGAAAACGUCAUAAAAUAUUUACAUACAAACUUACAUAUUUAGUGGUACAUUGAAUUUUUAUAUUAUUAAAAUCCUAAAAAUAAAAAAAUA
Anastrepha obliqua is the source of this 2278-nucleotide messenger RNA. RefSeq names its product nose resistant to fluoxetine protein 6-like. Lineage: Eukaryota; Metazoa; Arthropoda; Insecta; Diptera; Tephritidae. Gene Ontology annotation, molecular function: acyltransferase activity, transferring groups other than amino-acyl groups. The transcript has 6 exons. The coding region runs from base 90 to 2201 and encodes 703 amino acids. The record is from RefSeq and is a predicted model, not a curated record.